Molecule: messenger RNA, 1991 nt
Organism: Sceloporus undulatus (fence lizard)
Lineage: Eukaryota; Metazoa; Chordata; Lepidosauria; Squamata; Phrynosomatidae
Gene: METAP2
Product: methionyl aminopeptidase 2
Exons: 11
Coding region: 113-1543 (476 amino acids)
Biological process (GO): proteolysis
Molecular function (GO): metalloaminopeptidase activity
Source: RefSeq, a predicted model, not a curated record
AGUCUCCCGGCCAGAGCGCCGGCCCUUCCCUCUGCUCUCCUUGUUCCGUCUCUCUGCCUCUGUCUGUCUUCUUCUUGUCGCGAAGAGCGUCGGGGGAGGCGGCCGCAGCAACAUGGCGGGCGCGGAGCGAGGAGGCAGCCCCGAGGAAGAGGAGGAGAAGGAGAAGCACCUGAACGGGGAGCUGCUCCUCCUGGACCCGGACGAGCGAGAGGGCGCCAAGAAGAAGCGCAAGAAGAAGAAGAAGGGCAAGGCGGCCGGCUCUGGACAACAAGAAACCGAGAGAGAGUCGGAGGCUCUUGAUGAGGUAACAAAACAGUUGGAUAAACAGACAUUGGAGGAAAAGGAAAAAGAUGAAGAUGAUGAAGAUGGCGAUGGUGAAGGUGAUGGUGCAGCAGGGAAGAAGAAAAAGAAGAAGAAAAAGAAGAAGGGACCUAAAGUCCAGACAGAUCCUCCAUCUAUUCCAAUAUGUGAUUUGUUUGCCAGUGGAAUAUUUCCAAAAGGUGAAGAAUGUGAGUAUCCACCAACGCAAGAUGGGCGAACUGCUGCUUGGAGAACCACAAGUGAUGAAAAGAGAGCACUAGAUCAAGCAAGUGAAGAGAUCUGGAAUGAUUUUAGAGAGGCUGCUGAAGCACAUAGACAAGUGAGGAAAUAUGUUAUGAGCUGGAUCAAGCCCGGAAUGACAAUGAUAGAAAUCUGUGAAAAAUUAGAAGACUGUUCACGGAAGCUGAUCAAAGAGAAUGGCUUAAAUGCUGGGCUUGCAUUUCCUACGGGUUGUUCUUUGAAUAACUGUGCAGCCCACUACACCCCCAAUGCUGGAGAUCCAACUGUGUUGCAGUAUGAUGAUAUCUGCAAGAUAGAUUUUGGAACACAUGUUAGUGGUCGUAUCAUUGACUGUGCUUUUACUGUCACAUUCAAUCCAAAAUAUGACAGGCUCUUACAAGCUGUUAAAGAUGCAACUAAUACUGGAAUAAAGUGCGCUGGAAUAGAUGUUCGUCUUUGUGAUGUCGGUGAGGCUAUCCAAGAAGUUAUGGAAUCUUAUGAAGUUGAAAUUGAUGGCAAAACAUAUCAAGUGAAACCAAUCCGCAAUCUGAAUGGACACUCUAUUGGACCAUACAGGAUACAUGCAGGCAAAACUGUUCCCAUUGUGAAAGGAGGAGAAGCAACAAGAAUGGAAGAGGGAGAAGUGUAUGCUAUAGAAACAUUUGGUAGCACGGGAAAAGGCGUUGUUCAUGAUGAUAUGGAAUGCUCUCAUUAUAUGAAAAACUUUGAUGUUGGACACGUGCCAAUAAGGCUUCCAAGAGCAAAACACUUGCUGAAUGUUAUUAACGAAAACUUUGGCACCCUUGCCUUCUGCCGCAGAUGGCUAGAUCGUCUGGGAGAAAGUAAAUAUUUAAUGGCCUUGAAGAAUCUGUGUGACUUGGGUAUAGUGGAUCCAUACCCUCCCUUAUGUGAUAUUAAAGGCUCAUAUACAGCACAGUUUGAGCAUACCAUAUUAUUGCGUCCAACGUGCAAAGAAGUUGUCAGCAGAGGAGAUGACUAUUAAAUCUGCAAGGCCAUUACCUCACCUAUGUACUCUGUUGGAAUACAUUAUGCCAGAAUAAAUUUGCAGUCUGUUUUAUCAGUGGACCCAAUGUGAUAACUUUCCAUGUUUGGAAGAGAAGAAUUGAAUCAAAGGCAAGUUCUCUAAUGUAACUAACCAAGGAAAAAAGGCGAGGGGGGAGGGGGCUCUAGAAUAUUUCAGGUUACAUUUUUUUUUCUUUUGUGGGAAAAUGCUAUAAUGCACAAAAUUUUAGUUUGGAAUGAGUUCUCCAUAUUAUGUGGAAAAUUUCUGAGAAGGCUUUUCAAAUAUUUAUAUUACCAUAUUCUUACUUGAAUGCUUUGAAUGACUACAUCUGAUUUCUGCGCCCAAGUCGUAUCUGGUAUUGCCUUUUAAACAUCCUGAAAUUCAUUUUGUAAAAAAAAAUUAAUAAAGACAGAUUUUCAGAUCUAAA